CCUCGCCAACGAGUUGCUAGGGGCAACGUCAACAACCCACCAGUCCGUUAAAGUGUAUCGGUUGCGAGAGAUUUCAGAAAGAAAAAUCUUGAAAUUAUGCAAGCAAAACCAACGACAAUUAAAGAGGCUCUUAAAAAAUGGGAGGAAAAAACUGGACAAGAUUCGACCCAAGCGACGGAUAUAGGAAUGCAAUUUCAGUGGCUACCAAUCGAAAAAAUGGACAACACGCUGGGUACUUUGGUUAAGUGCGAAAAACUGUCGCUGUCCACAAAUAUGAUAGAAAAAAUCUCUGGUUUAAGUGGUAUGAAAAAUCUUAAAAUUUUAUCGCUUGGACGAAACUACAUUAAAGCAUUCACAGGACUGGAACCAGUAGGAGACACACUGGAAGAACUAUGGAUAUCAUACAAUUUGAUCGACAAAGUGAAAGGUGUCGCUGCUUUGCGGAAAUUAAAAGUUCUGCACAUGUCAAACAACUUGGUCAAAGAUUGGGGAGAGGUUGCUAAGCUACAGGAAUGUCCAUCCUUGAUAGACUUGUUAUUUGUUGGAAACCCGAUAUGUGAAAAUUUGGAUGAAGGUGUGUGGAGGACAGAGUGUACCAAACGUCUGCCUAAUUUAAAAAAACUGGACGGGGAAACUGUAUUAACUGAUUAUUACAUCUGAAUAAUUUUCCAAAUUGAUUAAUUUAUUCCUGCUAAGGAAAAACAUGAUUUUUGAAUUUUAUAUGCUCAAGGGGUUAAAAAUGAACAAUCAAGGAUGUAGACACACAGAUGGUUCUUUCUUUUAUUUGCAUAUUUUUAAAAAUAAAAGUAGACAGUUGUACUGAGCCAUUGUGCACAAGAACACUUUAUAAGUGUCAACAAUGAAGACAUAAAUAAAAUAGAUAUAAACCUUAAA
This is a messenger RNA of Bemisia tabaci, 894 nucleotides long. It is a transcript of the gene ODA-Dnal1, whose product is annotated as Outer dynein arm dynein axonemal light chain 1. Gene Ontology annotation, molecular function: dynein heavy chain binding; alpha-tubulin binding. The record is from RefSeq and is a predicted model, not a curated record. Gene Ontology annotation, cellular component: cytoplasm. Gene Ontology annotation, biological process: outer dynein arm assembly. NCBI's taxonomy places the organism in Eukaryota, Metazoa, Arthropoda, Insecta, Hemiptera, Aleyrodidae.